Molecule: messenger RNA, 1410 nt
Organism: Knipowitschia caucasica
Lineage: Eukaryota; Metazoa; Chordata; Actinopteri; Gobiiformes; Gobiidae
Source: the annotation of a GenBank genome assembly
AUGACGUGUGGAAACAAAGGCCUGACGUGUGGAAACAAAGGCCUGACGUGUGGAAACAAAGGCUUGACGCAUGGAAACAAAGGCAUGACGUGUGGAAACAAAGUCCUGACGUGUGGAAACAAAGGCAUGACGUGUAGAAACAAAGUCCUGACGUGUGGAAACAAAGGCAUGACGUGUAGAAACAAAGGCAUGACGUGUGGAAACAAAGGCUUGACGCAUGGAAACAAAGGCAUGACGUGUGGAAACAAAGGCCUGACGUGUGGAAACAAAGUCCUGACGUGUGGAAACAAAGGCAUGACGUGUGGAAACAAAGGCAUGACGUGUGGAAACAAAGGCAUGACGUGUGGAAACAAAGGCAUGACGUGUGGAAACAAAGGCUUGACGCAUGGAAACAAAGGCAUGACGUGUGGAAACAAAGGCCUGACGUGUGGAAACAAAGGCAUGACGUGUGGAAACAAAGUCCUGACGUGUGGAAACAAAGUCCUGACGUGUGGAAACAAAGGCAUGACGUGUGGAAACAAAGGCAUGACGUGUGGAAACAAAGGCAUGACGUGUAGAAACAAAGGCAUGACGUGUGGAAACAAAGGCCUGACGUGUGGAAACAAAGGCAUGACGUGUGGAAACAAAGGCAUGAUGUGUGGAAACAAAGGCCUGACGUGUGGAAACAAAGGCAUGACGUGUGGAAACAAAGGCAUGACGUGUGGAAACAAAGGCCUGACGUGUGGAAACAAAGGCAUGACGUGUGGAAACAAAGGCAUGACGUGUAGAAACAAAGGCAUGACGUGUGGAAACAAAGGCCUGACGUGUGGAAACAAAGGCAUGACGUGUGGAAACAAAGGCUUGACGCAUGGAAACAAAGGCAUGACGUGUGGAAACAAAGGCCUGACGUGUGGAAACAAAGGCAUGACGUGUGGAAACAAAGUCCUGACGUGUGGAAACAAAGUCCUGACGUGUGGAAACAAAGGCAUGACGUGUGGAAACAAAGGCAUGACGUGUGGAAACAAAGGCAUGACGUGUAGAAACAAAGGCAUGACGUGUGGAAACAAAGGCCUGACGUGUGGAAACAAAGGCAUGACGUGUGGAAACAAAGGCAUGAUGUGUGGAAACAAAGGCCUGACGUGUGGAAACAAAGGCCUGACGUGUGGAAACAAAGGCAUGACGUGUGGAAACAAAGGCAUGACGUGUGGAAACAAAGGCAUGACGUGUGGAAACAAAGGCCUGACGUGUGGAAACAAAGGCAUGACGUGUGGAAACAAAGGCAUGACGUGUGGAAACAAAGGCCUGACGUGUGGAAACAAAGGCCUGACGUGUGGAAACAAAGGCCUGACGUGUGGAAACAAAGGCCUGAUCAUCUCCAAGUCCAAGACACCUCAGUGCAAAGAGACACAUCAACAGACAGACCUCAAUUAA